AUGGCUCCUCCGACCUUCCAGCCGGCGAUGGUGGAGCAGCUCUUCCAGUCUGCAUGGGCAGCAAAUGCGGCAAGCACAGCCGAGACAAUUGCUGGUGACAGCAGCGAAGAAGAAGAGCUCUUCGAUUCUGCACCUCUAGUCAGUGCCGCUGCCGCUGCUUCACGCGUGCGGAAGAUUCACAUAGACGCAGUGAAGCUUAGCGCCGAGAUGCUGCGGCUCUUCGUAGUGGAAGCGGUCCACCGCGCCCAGAUGGAGGCCAUGGUUGACGACAGCGAGCAGGUGGAGCCGCUGCAUGUAGAACAGAUCUUGGCGCAGCUGUUGCUAGAUUUUUAG
Messenger RNA from Peronospora farinosa, 333 nucleotides. The record is from the annotation of a GenBank genome assembly. Lineage: Eukaryota; Oomycota; Peronosporomycetes; Peronosporales; Peronosporaceae.